CGGGCGGGCAGGUUAAACAACACGGGUAGCGCACCAACUGGAUUUCGUGAUGACUUACACAUUUCCAGCCAUGAACCUAUUUAAACUUGGCAGGACUGUUUCUUAUUGUUCGUUUUAUAAUGUCCUUUCAAAACCAUAUACGCAAAUGGCAACAAAUUUGGGAGCAGAUAAGGAUUUAGUCCCUCCUUCCUUUAGUGCUGAUAAUAAGGAGUAUCCAAAACACAUACAUGAGAUUGUAAAUCGUAUCAGUUCCCUAACAUUAUUAGAAGUUGCAGACUUGUCAGAACUGUUACAAAAAAAGUUAAACAUCAAGAAUACCGGGCCCAUGAUGCCUAUGAUGGUUCAAGCGCCAACAAACCAACCUCCCGAAGAGCCUGAAGAACAACAAGCGCCUACGAAAACUGCAUUUUCAGUCAAGCUAGUGAAAUUUGAUGCAGCAAAAAAAAUCCAACUUAUUAAAGAGAUCAAACAAGUUAUUCCAGAGAUGAAUCUUGUACAAGCUAAAAAGUUCGUAGAAGUAAGUCCAAGUUAGCAGCACAGCAGUUGUUUAAUUUUCGACACCUUAUGGUGUUUAUCAGUCCGUCUGCCUGCUUCUUUACGUCAGUACAACGGUAAGAAGUGAGUGUAAAGUGUACAUAAAAUUAAGGACAGUAGCAAAAAGGACAAGAGAAAUCAGGGGAAGAGCGGCUUGGAAUGUUGUUUAGGGCUUGCAUAUAGUUAUAGUGAAUGUAUGUGUAGCCAACUUUUAAUCAUAUCAUCUACAGUCCCCGAUACAUGGGUGAUAGCUAGUGAAUCGCGCAGAGAUGAUGUAACUAGGCAUGCGUAGCACAUGCCUCGACUACCUUGUCAUUCGACUAGGCACUUUUAUUUAGUUACUUUAUUCUGUAAAAAAGCGCACAUUUAUAUUUUGUCAAGUAUUGCUAUUGAUAAAAAAACUAGUAACAGUUGGAUGCACUAGACAACCACUCUAGAUUUGAAAGUACCCACCCACCUAGUUUUUUAAUAUUAAUGCAGCUAAUCCGCUUUUCUAAAUACACUCAAUAGCGUGUUAUAUUUACACACUGCUAGCUUGAAAAAAUUAAUAACCUUAAUUAUUUCUUUUAGAGUGCACCUGCCAAUAUAAAGACUGACGUGAGCAAGGACGAAGCUGAGCAAAUAAAGAAAGUAUUGGAAGAGGUUGGAGCGUCUAUU
Molecule: messenger RNA, 1191 nt
Organism: Schistosoma bovis
Lineage: Eukaryota; Metazoa; Platyhelminthes; Trematoda; Strigeidida; Schistosomatidae
Source: the annotation of a GenBank genome assembly